Aspergillus versicolor CBS 583.65 is the source of this 807-nucleotide messenger RNA. RefSeq lists its product as uncharacterized. The coding region runs from base 1 to 807 and encodes 268 amino acids. The record is from RefSeq and is a predicted model, not a curated record. The transcript has 3 exons. NCBI's taxonomy places the organism in Eukaryota, Fungi, Ascomycota, Eurotiomycetes, Eurotiales, Aspergillaceae.
AUGUCCUACUUUUCCACCGUCGCCGAAAAAGCGCAUUCUCUCGUCACUCAAUCCCCCUUUUCCCACCGCAGCCGCCUCCUGCUGGCAGCACUCCCAGCAGCACUCAUCGCUCUCUUGCUCCCCGCGUAUCGCGACUAUCAGUCAUGGCUGCUUCUUGGCCCGGGCGGACCCCCGUAUAAUGUGUUCGGUUGGCUACUUGUGAAACUACUGUUCGACCCGCUACGACGAGAACCCUUCGGCACAGUGCUGUACGAUGGCAAAAUCGAAUCCGGCGAGCAGGCUGCCUUCCUAUCCAGCCUGCCACAUAGAAAAGGCCAACGGCCGACCAUGGGCGAAUUCACUGUGCCCCAGCGCCAGAUCAGCCAGCGACCGAGUGCUGAAGUUCGAGAUAAAUUGAUGGCUGCGUAUGGGGCAUUCCUGGAGCGGAAUGCACACAUCGUGGACCGUGUCCCCUCGAUUCUCGAGCGCCAUACUGACGCUGCCCAUGUCUGUGGCCAUGUGCCCCUUACGUCUGUUGCAAGGCAGAUGAAGCGGGAGAUCUGUCAUGUCCAUGGUACGAGUGAUUAUUCGUUGCAUGUCACCUUGGCCCCGGCUGAUUGCAAACGCGUUAUCGAGUCCGGCUGGGGCCAGCGAUUCCCGCUGGCUGGAUCGAGUGUGUUCAGGAAUGUCACCUUUGGGCGGGUUUCUACUAUCCCAACGGAGUAUGUCUUGAUCUAUGCACCGAGGGAUGAGGAGGAAAUUGAGGUUGUCAUUGGGAUUCUCAAGGCGGGGGUGCAGUAUGUGACUGGAUUGAGCGAUGUGAAAUGA